Labeo rohita (rohu) is the source of this 2164-nucleotide messenger RNA. Its product is annotated as gastrula zinc finger protein XlCGF8.2DB. The transcript has 3 exons. NCBI's taxonomy places the organism in Eukaryota, Metazoa, Chordata, Actinopteri, Cypriniformes, Cyprinidae. Gene Ontology annotation, molecular function: DNA-binding transcription factor activity; RNA polymerase II cis-regulatory region sequence-specific DNA binding. The record is from RefSeq and is a predicted model, not a curated record. The coding region runs from base 189 to 1013 and encodes 274 amino acids. Gene Ontology annotation, biological process: regulation of transcription by RNA polymerase II.
CAGCCUGUAAAAAUAGAUCUCAGGUUUCGCAUCAAAUGUAUUUGUCCAGUCAAUCUCAAAGGUCUUUCUUGUUGUAGGUGUGUUCCCUUUCGAGGAACUCGGACUGCGUCCGCUACUGUCACUGACACCUGUCACUAUGUCCCCUAAGCUUGAGAGAAUUGGUACUUCGUGCUCACCUCUAUGAUGGCAUGUACUCCCCUCAGCAUGACAGCAUGGCGUUUAUUAAAGAGGAGAGUGAAGAUUUGAAGAUUGAAGAAGCAUUAAGAGUCAAACAGGAAGAUGCUGAGGAACAAACAGAGCUGAUGCCACUGAAAGCGGAAAGUCAAGAUUUGAAUGAAACUGAAAGAAAAGAUCAUGAAUUCAUUUUUGUAGAAAAAUCAUUUAGUUGCUCACAGACUGAAACGACUUCACAAAAAGGAGCAAAUGGAAGUUAUUUCAUCUGCCAACACUGUGGAAAAAGUUUUAAAGGAAAAGGAAACCUUAACAAGCACAAGCUAAUUCACACUGGAGAGAAGCCUUUCACCUGCCCUCAGUGUGGAAAAAGUUUUACUCAAAAAGCAAUCCUUGGCAGACACAUCAGAAUUCACACCGGGGAGAAGCCUUACACAUGCAUACUGUGUGGAAAGAGUUUUGUUCAAAAAGGAAUCCUCAAAUCUCACAUGAAAAUUCACACUGGAGAUAAGCCUUUCACCUGCAAACUGUGUGGAAGCAGAUUUGUUCACAAAGCGAAUCUGAGGAACCACAUGAGAAUUCACACUGGAGAACAGCCCUACACCUGCACUCAGUGUGGACAGAGUUUCACUCAAAAAGGAAACCUUACACAACACAUGAGGAUUCACACUGGAGAGAAGCCUUACACCUGCCAACAGUGUGGACGGGGUUUCACUCAUAAGGGAAACCUUAAAAAACACAUGAACAGUCACACUGGAGAGAAGACGUUCACAUGCGGUCAGUGUGGAAAGAGUUUCAGACACAAAGACACCCUUAAUUCCCACAUGAAGAUUCACCUUUAAUUGUGACCAGUGGAAUAAACGAUUCUUUGCCUCCACAUCCAUCAGUUUGUCCCAAGUUUUAUUUCCCACCUUCCUGACCACUUCUUUCACACCAUCUUCUUUUCCUCAAGUUUUAUACAUAAAAUGUAUAUGUUGUAAAUCCAGACUUGAAUAUGGGUAUUGUUGGUGCUCAUGUUUCUAGCUCAUCAAUUACUCUUAAGCACACAUCUCAACUCAUAUCAACUUUUUUGGGAACACUUACAGCAAAUCAUAACAAACUAACACCAAUUAAAGUUAAAUUAAAAAAUUUAAAUUAAAGCAGAGGGACAGAUUAGACACGCGCGUGUUUAUCCGGUGAAGAGUGAAUGAUGAAGGAAUGCUGCCAUCAAAGUCUUUCAGUGAGUACACUACAGACAUCAAUAAAACUUCUUAAGUUCUAGUUUAUCUGAAUUGUUGUGAUUUCAAACAGAGCUUUUCUGAUUCUUGAUUUCUGUGCCUUUGCUGCAAAUCUGGUGGAGCAGGACGUGCAAGGAAAGGUGACGGCAGCAUUUGUGGGGAAAAAAAAGGAAAACCUGAUAAAAAAAAAAUAUAUAAAAGAUAAUUUUGUUACUUCUAAUACAGAGAUCAAAUGAUACUGCGCUAUUAACAUGACAGCUUUUGAAUCAUAUUUGUACAUCUUUGUAUGAUCUGAAAUGUCUGUAGACUGGUGUGAGAACUGAGAAAGGAGAAAUCCACAGCAGCAUCCUGAAAAUGGUCUGGUGCCAUGGAUGAGACCCUCCACCUGCCCUUGUUCCCUCAUCUGGACCAGAUGUUGCUGUGGCCUCUUCAUCAUCAGUGAGCUCAGGGCCAGCAAAAGCAAUUAGAAAAAGACCAAAAGACACUGAGGAUGUGAUUUUGGUCAAGUUUGUUCUGCUGAGCUCCACUGACUGAUGUUGUAUGAACAGAAACAAGCAGGUCAAACUUGACCAAAAAUCACCUUUCAGAGGAAAAAAAAAAAAAAAACAGACAUAAAGAUUGGACAGUGUGGAGGCGAGUAAAUAAUAACUGAACUUAUGUUUGGAUGAACUAACGCUUUAAAGGGAUCAUCAGUCGCAAAGUUCACUUUUAUGUUGUUUGAACAUUAAUGUGUUUUGGCAGUGUACACAGCAAAAAGCCCAGUGAAUUUAUUUGAC